CAUUUAUCAUCUGAUUGAGUGUCCGCCAAUGAACACAAAGAAGAAGAAGCAGCGGGAGCAAACGAAGAAGAAGAAAGUACAGUGGCGCUAUCAGCUAGCUCGGCAGGUUACGUCGAGGAAAUUCUCUGAGUUGUCUCUCUUCAUCACACUGCCUCUGCUUCAUAUCUGUACAAGCACUGUGGGAUUGUUGGGGUUUUAGCUCUCUACUUGACCUGCCAACAUGCCAGCCGCACUUACAGAUUCCAGUCAGAUAAUCUGUGAGGUCUGGGCGAGCAAUGUGGAGGACGAAAUGAGGAAGAUCAGGCAGAUUAUCCAAAGCUAUAAUUACAUUGCCAUGGACACAGAAUUCCCUGGAGUCGUCGUCCGACCGAUUGGCGAGUUUCGCAGCACAGUGGACUACCAGUACCAGCUGCUGAGGUGUAACGUCGACCUCCUGAAGAUCAUCCAGCUCGGGCUCACGUUCAUGAAUGAGGAUGGAGACUAUCCCCCCGGCACGACGACGUGGCAGUUCAACUUCAAAUUCAACCUCACAGAAGACAUGUACUCACAGGACUCCAUAGACCUGCUCCAGAACUCCGGCCUCCAGUUUAAAAAACACGAAGAAGAAGGAAUCGACACACUCUACUUUGCUGAGCUCCUCAUGACAUCUGGUCUGGUCCUGUGUGAAAAUGUGAAGUGGCUCUCCUUUCACAGUGGCUAUGACUUUGGGUAUCUGGUGAAGCUCCUGACAGACGCACGGCUCCCUGAGGAGGAACACGACUUCUUCCAGAUCCUCAACCUGUUCUUCCCUGCAAUCUACGACGUCAAAUACUUGAUGAAAAGCUGCAAGAACUUAAAGGGGGGACUCCAGGAAGUGGCGGACCAGCUGGAGCUGAAGAGGAUCGGGCGGCAGCAUCAGGCUGGAUCAGACUCGUUGCUCACUGGCAUGGCGUUCUUCAGGAUGAAAGAGCUUUUCUUUGAAGACAACAUUGACGACGCAAAGUAUUGUGGGAGAUUGUACGGCUUGGGUUCGGGCUCCAGCCAACCCCAGAACGGCAUCUCCAGCUCGGGCCAGGAGGAGACAAACAACAAGCACUGACCGAGCGCUCGACUUUUCAAGUGGAAUUCGCACUUGUUUUAAAACCCAACCAGCAGAUUUCCCCCCUGAUCUCCCUCAGCACUCAAUCCCUGAACAAGACAAAAGUAAAUAUUUCUUUAAAUUUCCCUCCUGAGUGACUGUAAACUGGACUCACAGUGACAGUGGAUGCCUCACUGGCUCACACGUUUCUUUUUAAGUCACUUUUACCGAGUAUAUGGCCAUAUAUUCAGAACACUUUUUAAAAAUCUUUUUCAUUUACAGCAUUAGUAACACCCUUCUUUUCAGCAUGGGACCAGCUCCUGUAUCACACUGUGAUUUCAGACCAAACUUUGACAAGACCAGUCAGAUUCCUCAGUUCAGACUAUUCUCCUCAUCAGCAGGACUUGUCUCUUGUUGCAGGGAUUUCUUUUUUUUUUAAGUUAAUGCUGGAAGGGCCUGUAAAUUAAAAUGUAUAAUUUUGAUGAGAAUAAAAAUGUUUUAGCUCUUUUCCACUUUCAGAAACUUUUAACAGUGUAUAACUGUGCUUGGUUAUGCAUGUGUUUCAAUGGGAAAACUACUACUGUUCUGUAUAUUCACUCACCAAACCAAACUGUCCACCGUCAGGUUUACAGAUGUUGUGGUUACUGUUGUUUUUACAUUCUACAUUGUUUUAAACAGUUGUAUAUUAAAUUGUUUUGUAUUUUGAAUGUAAAA
Lates calcarifer (barramundi perch) is the source of this 1771-nucleotide messenger RNA. It is a transcript of the gene cnot8, whose product is annotated as CCR4-NOT transcription complex, subunit 8. Lineage: Eukaryota; Metazoa; Chordata; Actinopteri; Centropomidae. The record is from RefSeq and is a predicted model, not a curated record. Gene Ontology annotation, molecular function: nucleic acid binding; poly(A)-specific ribonuclease activity. Bases 221 to 1078 code for a protein of 285 amino acids. The transcript has 7 exons. Gene Ontology annotation, cellular component: CCR4-NOT core complex; CCR4-NOT complex; P-body.